UCAUUGAUUGGGGAGGGGGGGCAUUAAAAGAGCUCAAGUUCAGCCAGAAUAGGAAUGCAUCCAUUUGAGUCCUUUUUGAGAAAAAACCUGCUCUGGAUGCAACGCAGACAAGAGUUGAGUCCCAAUUGGUUAAUUCACGAACCAGUCAGGGGUUGGACGAGACCAGUGGUUCUCAACGGGGGGGUUGGGACCCAAAAGUUGGUUGCAGAUCCAUUGUGGGUGUUAUUUUGAAGUCAAUUUAGCAAUAUUUUAGUCAUCUUCCUCCUCAUGGCAAAGUUAUUAGUUUCGAUGUCAUGUUCUUCCUCUAAAAGACACUUUCACAUGUCAUUAUGUCUAUUAAUCGCUCUGAAGAUGACAAGUGAUUUACAAAGCAAAGACUGUACAUACGCUUGGUUUGACUUAAAUAAAGUAUAGAACAUAUAAACACAACUAAUGAAGGGAUAAAGAAAUAAAUAUAAAACCGACAAUGACAAAAGUGUAAAUAAUAUACGGUAGAUAGAAUAAUGAAGAAAUUAAAUAAAUAUAGACAUGACAAUAAAAACCAAUAGGAGGAGGGCAUUGGCACACCAAUUCCGCCCACUCGUACUGUAUUUAAGGCCUAGGCUACCAGCACUUGUUAGUUCGCUGACGAAGCUCUUCGGAUGAGGAGCGAAACGUCCGACACCUUCUUCACAGAAGUACAGAUGACGUCUAAGAAGCCUUUCCAUCGUAUGACAAUAAAAAGCGUAAAAAAAUUCUAAAUUCUUUCAAAAUUGUAAAAAUAUAAAUAAAAUAAUGAAGGAAUUAAAUAUAAAAAUGACAAUGACUUAAAUAAAAGUGUAAAAACUAUAAAUAAAAUAAUGAAGGAAUGAAAUAAAUCUAAAAGUGACAAUGACUUCAAAGUAUAAAAAAUGACAAAAACUAAAAAUGACUCAAGUGUAAUAUAUAUAUAUAUAUAUAUAUAUAUAUAUAUAUAUAUAUAAAUAAAAUGGAGUUUAAUAAAUAUAAAACUGACAAUGCCAAAAGUGUAACAAAUACAAAUAAAAUGAAAGAAUUUAAUAAUUUAAAAAAUGACAAUGAAUAAAAGUGUAAAACAUAUAAAUAAAAUCAUGAAGGACUUGAAUAAAUAUAAAAAUGACAAUGACCUGAAAGUGUUAAAAAUAAUAAGAAAUAUAAAUGACUUCAAUAAAUAAUGAAGGAAUGAAAUAUAAAUAUGUAAAUUGACUUCAAUAAAAGUGGGUUGCAACUUGAUGACCAUUGGAAAAUGAGGGUCCCAGGUUGAGACCAUUUGAGAACUCCUAGACUAGAGGACUUUUUGGACACGUCUUUGCUUCAGAGGCCCUCUCUCAGGUCCAGCGUCAGUGGCCUCUGACCCCGUCUGGAUGAAUGGACAAUGGACGCACUCCAAGAUCUCAAUGUAUUGGUUAACAGCCCCCAAUGUGACUGACGCCUUGGAGUUGCACACGGCUUCACUACUAGCACCAACUCACUUCUGCGGUAUUACCUUUGCAAAGGUAGAAUUUCUGAUAAGAUCGCCCGGGUGUGCCUAAUGAAGUGGCUAAAGUGAGUGUCUGUUUCCAGCCACUUCCUAUCAGCGCUGGCCGUGUAAUCGUAGAAGUUUCCGUGGCCUAUUUAAGCUUAUCGACGGUCGGCUCUCUCUCGGUUGGUUUCCAGGGUGCCGCUUGUGCGACAACAAUAACACACACUGGCCUGCCCUUGAUGUGACACAACACACACACACGUGAGCUCAUGCAUUGUAGACAAGAUUGGCAGCUGACACCCCCCUGCAGAACUACAAAACCACACUAUCCCUUUCACUUUUACAGACAUUGAAACACUCCCGUACAAACACUAAAAUAAAUACUGUGAAAGAACGCUUAUUUAGAUCUGAAGCAACAUUACGAAACCUCCUGAUGCUUGUCAGGAGCUUUCCAGUCAAGCAGAACAAUCACACUAAACUACAUGCAACUUACCUGCUGGUGAUGAUACAAAACUCCAAUUGACGGAUGGCUGACUUUACACACGCCUCCUCGCAUUAGUUCCCUGCUCCUCUCAACUCCCCAUCUCCUCACUUCUUUCUCUCCCCGCCUCCUCUCUCUUCCCUCCUGCCUUUAAGUGGUGGCAGGAUUCCUCUCAUAUCUGGGAUUUGUUCUCACUAUAAAUAGACGAGUGAUACACGCGGAAGGGACAUGCUUUCCAUCCCAACACACACGGACGCGCUCAGAGACGGACCACUGCAUAGUCAAAUAGUGUCACUGCACUUGACUCUCCUUCAUUUGAAUGUUUUUUGUUUUUGUUUUGGUGAGAGUAAAAUGUUCUUAUAAAUGAACGACGUAGGCUGCAAUACCAGACUUGGUUGAAAAAAGUGACGAUUUAAGCAAGGCAUUCUGCCUGGACUGCGUCGAAACACAACCUAAAAUGCUCUUGAGGUUGGUGACAAAAAUGGCACUGCCCUAUUUCUGCACUGACACACACUCAAACCUGUUCACACACACACACACACACACACACACACACACACACACAUAUUCUUGUUAAAUCCAUCAAUAGUGCAGGUAAAUGUGUGAAAGGUGUGUGACUGCCCUCUUACCUCCUGGCUGCUGUGCCCUGCCUGCACUCUCUGUCAGGUUCUCUUCAGCUACCUGACCUGUUUCCACCUGUCCCGAUUGGCUCUGAGGGACGCAGUGCUCCUCCUCCAGCACCCGUGUUUCAAAAGAAGAAUGACUUUUAAGUGUGUGUGUGUGUGUUUCUUUGCAUGCAGAUGUCUAUUUUCUGUCUGCUUUCUUUUUAUUCCUAUUCUCUGUAGAGUAAUUUGCUUUUCCAUCAUCAUUACCAGGAACUUUUAUGACCAGGACAUUUUUGUAAUAUUGUGUUUUUUUGUUUUGUUUUUCCCCUGCAAAUGCGCUUAGUAGAGUUCACUUCGCCUCAUAGCUUCUCUUCUUUUGCUCCAUGUGACAAAUGAAGCUUGUAAAAGUUUGGUAGCUUAAAUAUAGCAUAGACGCACCAUAAGUGUGUUCCACCGAUCAGAAUUCCUCAGCACAAAUGCCGUUUAAAACUACUGCUUCUCGGUACAUUUUAGUAUUCGUUCUAUUUUUUUAACCCAGAUAAAUUUGGUGGAAAUUUGAUGGGUUUUCAAAAUCCCGGGUAUAUGAAGGGCUUUUAGGUUAUGUACAACUAAAAUAUCUAACCAUGAGAUGCCAUGAUCGAUGUAAAAACUAAUGCAUGGUUGUCUACUCGUCACUGCAUGUUUUCACUGCACUAUUACGCCUGUGCACUUCUGUGGUUAAACACUUGAUAGCAGUAGCGAGCUAUUCAACUGCAGCUGAUCGUUCAGAAAAACGAUGAAGAAAACCCGCGACGCUACACGGAAGUAUAUUCAAACUGCUAUAUCCUUCUCACAUAAUACUGGAUAAAACCUUCAUUUGGUGGAGUCAGUGUUAUAACGGAUAGUGUUUGAGACUUAAAGAGGCGUUGGGUAACUUUGCGUCCUGCGUUCGACGGGUGUCUGGAGCGAUGGAGGCAUCCCAGUGUGGUUGACAACGGUAUCCCCGGAGCUGUUGCACCAUGAUCCCGGUGUCUUUGCUGGUGUGCGUGAUGGCAGCCUGGAGUGCUGUGUACCUCGCAGACACACUACUGAGGUCGUCGCCCACACAUCGGAUCAGCUAUGAGUCUUGGCUGGCCAGACGAGGUCUGAUGCUGUCUCCGUUCCACGUGAGGUGGCAGACCAGCAUGUUCAACCGACUGUUUGCGUACUGCGCACGCAUACAGCCGCGAGCGCUCUACCUGUGGUUCAACAGCGGUCUGGUGUUCGGGCUGGUGGCCAUGUUGGCGUCGGUGGUGCUGCUAGUGAAAACAUUACAGCAGACCCUCGCCCAGAUGACCACCGACAACCCUCGCAUGGGCGCUCAGCAGGCUCUGCAGGUGGUGGUGCCCGGCGUCAACCUUCCCACCAGUCAUUUGGCGUACUUCUUCCUCGCCCUGCUGCUCAGCGGAGUCAUACACGAGCUGGGCCAUGCAGUGGCAGCACUGAGGGAGCAAGUACGAGUGAACGGCUUCGGCAUGUUUGUGUUUGUGGUCUACCCCGGCGCCUUCGUGGACCUCUUCACCACACACCUGAACAUCGUGUCGCCCACACAGCAGCUUCGCAUCUUCUGCGCCGGAGUGUGGCACAAUUUUGUGCUGUGCGUGGCGGCGUUGGCGUUCCUCUUCCUGUUGCCGCUGUUCCUAUUCCCUUUAUACACUAGCGGCGUGGGGGCUCUGGUCACUGAGGUUGCACCGGGCUCUGCUGCCGACGGACAGCGGGGCCUCUCCGUGGGGGACAUCGUGACGGGCCUGGAGGAGUGUCCCGUCAGUGGGGUGGAGGACUGGAGCAGGUGCCUGUCUCACCUCUCUCACACGCCACAGACGGGAUACUGCGUCCCUGCUUCCAGCCUGCAGCCCAGCUGGGCCCACGGACGAGCGUUCAAGCGCCUGGAUGGGACGAUGGACUGCUGCAGCAACAACAGCCUGACGGACCUCUGCUUCUCCUACAUCAAACCACAGAGCCGCGAGAGAGAGUAUGCUUGCAUGCCGGUGCGCAAGAUGGUGACGGGCACCCAGGUGUGUCACAGUGAUCGCGACUGCAACGCUCACACCAGCCUCAGCGUUUGCGUCACACCCUCCCUAGAGAACCAGACCCGAUUCAUCCGGGUCACACAUCCCCCCGCUGCACACAUGCUGUUUGUGGGGUACCCGCCGCAUCUUCAGCAGGCCGUGAGUCUCACCAACUUUGUGCCCCGCUUUGGUUUUCUCCACUUGGACCUGCCGGUCUUCUUGGAGACAUUCUGCAAGUAUGUAUUUUCCCUCUCGGGCGCCUUGGCUGUGGUCAACUCUGUGCCGUGCUUCGCUCUGGAUGGCCAGUGGAUGCUCAACGCCUUGCUGGAGGCCACGUUGGUCAACGUGGUGACGGACCGCCAGAAGCGCGAGCUCAUCGGCUUCUUCCUGCUGCUGGCCGGCAGCGCCCUACUGGCCGCCAACGUGGCGCUGGGUCUGUGGAUGGUCACGGCGCGGUAGCCGUGACGGUCCGUCUCUAUGCGGAAAUGACCAAAAAAAAAAAAAAACCUCGGAUGCUAGCCUGUGGACCGCUAAACUGUGAAAACACUGCAAUACCCAGCAGCCCCUAGGUUUGCCUUUUAUACUGUAGUGCAACCACAUUGGACAAAAAAAACAAACGAGAAGCACACGUGCGAGUUAAAAUGCUGUAUGUAAGAAUGUGAACAUGGGUAAUGUAUCUAAAUGUCUCAUUUUGGGUCAUUCAUUGAUCUACAGGAGACCCAAAACAACGAGAAAUUGAUUCAGCUCCGGUCCCUCCCCUUCUCUCUUCAAUUGCCGUUGUUCACUUGCAUCACAAUCCAGGUUUAAGCGCUAAAUAUGCCUCACACACGUUUUAAACACAUUCAAGUAUAAAAUGUACAAGUAGCCACCACUAGUGAGUGAUAAUGUAUGAUGAUCCAUGCACAGCACACAACCAAGGGGUGUUCAAGGACUGCCGAACAAAGUGUGAAAUAUCAAUGCGCGAUGAAAAAACUGUGAGGCAUAAAGAUGUAAAAAUUGUGCCUGAAUGCUAUACAUUUGACCUGUUAUCACGUGUUUAUAAAUUAUUACCAAAUGAUGGUGGAUGAGAUGCGUUUGCGUUGGGAAAAUGGCCUUUUUUGUCUUUUUUCUUUUUUUUUUUGUAAAAAUGUUCCCUAUAUAUUUUUUUUAAAUCAAAAAUCUGAAUGUGUGAGGAUCCACUAUCAUGUGAUUUAGUUUUUUUGCCCCCCCCCCCCCCCCCCCAACAAGGUUAAUCAUCACUGUCCAAUGAAAAGCAAGUACCUUCAAUGUUCUUUUUCACCCUAAAACACAAUGCUAAAUUAUUUUGAGGGUUUUCAGAUGCAUGUUUUUCAUUUUUUUACAUUGUGUUCUUCAUUUGGCUUUGUUUUCUUAUAAGUGUAUGUUUCUUUCCCUUUCCAACAAGAAUCGAUGACGAUGAAUCAUUUAAAAACAAAAAAUGUAAAAAAUAAAAAAUUGGGUUUAUUGGGCUUGUGGUGAAAUUUCAGGAUGAACCUAAAAUGCACCAAAAGAGGAAAAAAAAGGGGAACAAUGUUGAAUGAAUCCUUGUCUUAUAGUGCUUUAAAAAAUGUUUUUCAUCGUCUCUGUCCGUCUUUCACAGUGUUUGAGAUGAUGCUCCCAAAUAAAGUAGUCACUGUUAGACGUCAGGUUUCAUUUGUAGAGGACAUGGCGAUGUUCCCGCACGUAUAAAUUUGUGGGUCCUUCAGCUUUGUUGUCCCCCCCCCACCCCCCGCCCCCGUCAACAGGUUAAACACUGGACACGCAUCCAAAUCAUAUUGCAGAAGGACACGUAAAGAAUCUCAGUGUUUGUGUUCAGAUUACAUUGGAAGACUGAUUUGUUUCCAUCUCACGCUUGUGUGUUUGCUUGUCUCACACUCAUGACCCGCAGGGUGUUUGGCCAAACAUGCAUGGGACGAUGAUGAGGCAGAGGACAGACAGACUAGGAGGAAAUCGAGCUGCUCAAACUCAAGGUAGGAACCCCAAAGCGUUUUUUAUGUCCUUUUGUGAGACUUUAGAUGUGUGUAUUUUUAAAUAAAAAUGUGGGUGGAAUGGCCUUUUUGAGCUGCUACUGUAUGUCCCACCAAAUGAAUGGACAUAAAAUGAAACAAACUUUACAUGGCAACCACUCAUUCAACCUAAUUUAUGACUUUGGUAAGAAAGGCGGCCUUUCUCACACAUUAUUUUUUUUUACUAUUCUGGCUGUAUGAUUGUCAUCUCUUCACAUUCAUGCCGUGUAUUCUCUAUGUGACGACAACAAGCCAGGCCCUCCCUCAUCGCUUGAUGGAUGUUUUCGGCAGCACAGGAAGUCUAUAAAAGGACUCUGCAGGCGACGCCCCAAACCCUAAUGAGCACAUGUAGAAACAGUCCUCGCCACAAUAGGAUAGGGAGAACGGGGUGGGGGGUUGUUAUUGGGAAGACCAAUCAUGGGACCUUUGGUGUAAUGUUUGCUCUCUUUUGAAAAUGGCUCCAUAGUGUAGAGUUUUUCAACAAAUGUAAAUAAGUGGCAGAGGUCUGACAAUACUGUAUUGGAAGCGUGUUGACCUCGAUGCUGGAAAUAAGACUGUUUAAGAGUGCUUUUAGUAACACGCCCUUUUGUGUGUCUGUAGCUUGAAUGCUAAUAAGUGAGUCUGUCUUCAAGAGAGCUGUGUCUCCACCCACUUUUUACAGAUACACUGUACCUCCUCACUUGUCCAAGGUAGUAAACGCCAUAUAUCGUAUUCAACAAUGCACACGCAUGACUCGUUUAUUGUGCUUAUUUGGUUCCAGACCCAACUGUUGUGAGUUUUUGCGAGGUAGGUUUCCUUAUAUAUGUAAAUGAAAUACACUGCUCAAAAAAAUUAGAGGAACACUUCAAAAACACAUCAGAUCUAAACUGGGGGUAAAAUGAUCUUGAAUAUCUUUCCUGAUAAUAAGUGGGUGAUGUCUUAGUAACAAAAUGAUGCCACAUCAUUUGAUAGAAAUGAAAAUGAUCACCCUAUAGAGGG
Molecule: messenger RNA, 7553 nt
Organism: Dunckerocampus dactyliophorus (ringed pipefish)
Lineage: Eukaryota; Metazoa; Chordata; Actinopteri; Syngnathiformes; Syngnathidae
Gene: mbtps2
Product: membrane-bound transcription factor peptidase, site 2
Exons: 11
Coding region: 3544-5031 (495 amino acids)
Biological process (GO): regulation of response to endoplasmic reticulum stress; membrane protein intracellular domain proteolysis
Cellular component (GO): membrane; cytoplasm
Molecular function (GO): metalloendopeptidase activity; protein binding
Source: RefSeq, a predicted model, not a curated record